This is a messenger RNA of Dicentrarchus labrax (European seabass), 2534 nucleotides long. RefSeq names its product aquaporin 8b (gene aqp8b). The record is from RefSeq and is a predicted model, not a curated record. The transcript is spliced from 5 exons. Gene Ontology annotation, cellular component: plasma membrane. The coding region runs from base 198 to 977 and encodes 259 amino acids. Gene Ontology annotation, molecular function: water channel activity. Lineage: Eukaryota; Metazoa; Chordata; Actinopteri; Moronidae. Gene Ontology annotation, biological process: transmembrane transport.
UAAUGAGAGUGCAUGUGAUGACCGAACUGUAUUGGAUUAAUAAGAAAAAGGGUCAGUGGGGCAACUCUGCCUGACUCUAUCUUUACACACCAAAGUCCUUGUGAUUAGCAGGCAUAAAGAUAAUUGUAUGCACACUUGAGUUCAGAGCACUCAGUAUUACAUCUUCAGCUCUCACAACCAGACCUCACUGAAGACUCAUGGCCGAUGAGAAGAUGGAGAUUGGGGAAGUUGGGACAACUCUUCUGUCUACAGAGGCUAAGAUGCCUCCGGCCAGACCUCCUAACAAAUUUGAGAGGUUAAUACAGCCGUGUCUGGGCGAGCUGGUGGGAACGACAUUCUUUGUGUUUAUUGGGUGUGUGUCAGUCAUAGAGAAUGUGGAGUCCGCAGGGAGGCUUCAGCCAGCUCUGGUGCACGGUCUGGCUGUGGCCAUCAUGGUGGCAUGCAUGGAUGGGAUCAGUGGGUCCCAUUUCAACCCCCCAUUCACUCUGGCCAUCUAUCUAUGUGGAGGGAUGGAGAUGAAUAUGGUGGCCCCAUACCUUGCAUGUCAGUUGGUCGGAGGAGUGCUUGGAGCUGCUAUGGCAAAGGCGAUGACAUCGAGAGAGAACUUCACCAAAGCCCAUGGGGCUGCUUUUGAUCUGCUGCAACCGGGCAGUGAAAUAGGAGGAGCUCUGUUUGGAGAGGUCGCCAUGACCUGCCUGGUCACCAUCGUGGUGCUGCUGGGGGCUGUCAAUACCAAGACCAGAAGCCCCCUGGUGCCUUUUAUGGUGGGCUGCACAGUUAUCAUCAACAUCUUGGCCGGUGGAGAUGUAUCUGGCACUUGUCUGAACCCAGCCAGAGCUUUUGGUCCAGCCAUUGUCAGCAACUACUGGACUUAUCACUGGGUCUACUGGGUGGGACCCAUCACAGGAGGCCUACUAGCAGCUGCACUGGUUCGACUCCUGCUUGGAGACAGGAAGAUUCGACUCAUUCUGAACUGAGGUCCUGUGUACAUGAACUUAACUCAGCUCUUGAUUCUCUAAACACAAGUGUUGCAGUUUAAUCAUUGUGAAACAUAGCUUAUAAGCUUGUAGAUGGUGUAAUAUUAGCUCGCGGUAUUAACCCCUUUAUAGGGCACUCAUUGAAAUACUUGGAAAUUUAAAAUUUCAACCCUGGAGUGUUAUUGAUGGAUAUAAGAAGACAUUUUUUCUAUUUUGAUUUUUUCGAAAAAGUCAGUUUUAGGCUGAAACUCAAAGUCAAUGAUGUCUACGUGGGCUGGCACAACAACAAUCUGUGGCACAGCAGGCCUCCUCUUCCCAUAGAAAGACUGAGCAGACAGCUGCUGCAAAAGAAAUAUGCCACAUCAAUAUACUAUGAAAAUAUGUAAUAAAUAAGCCAUAAGCAAAUCAAGAUCAAGACAACUUUAAAUUAUUUGUGAAAGAAAGCCGUAACAUUGAAGUGUAUAUUAGUAUUUCACCCAUAAAAAAAAACACCAAAAUAUGCCAUAGAAGUGUUAUUAAAACCGUCAUAGUGAAGUGACCAUAUAUGGUUCCUCGCCCGAUAAAGGGUUAAUAUGAUACUGGUCUUGUCACACUACUAUUGGUUAAAGUUAAAGUUAAACAGAGUUGUAGACAAUGAGUAAACUGAGUAUACUUCUCUGUCUCAUUCAGAGAAAUACAUUCUGGUUUUGUCACUGUGAUGCCUACUCUGUGUUUUAUUUAAGACAACAAGGACAAUUAGGAAAAUCUAGUCUUCUACCAGGUGCAUGACAGGUGCAUGAGUGAUGACAAUUAUGUGUGGAACUUUAGAAACACUCUCUAACUCAUUACCUUUUGAAUUGAGAAGAACAUUUAUUUUAAAAAAACCUUCAGCCAAAAUUCAAUUACUUCAGAUUUUCAACCACAAAUGCUGAAGGAGACCAAAUGGCAACCUUUUCAAAGCCGAGAGACAUCUCUGCUUCAGCUUUGUGUUCCUGGUACCCUGUGCCUGCUCUCUAUAGCCGGAAUAGUGAAUGCCUGUUCGGCACUGGAGGGUAUCAUGCUGUUUCCAUAUUGUACCCCUGGGCCUCCCCGCAGCAGUGGCCCACAUGGGAAAGCGGGCCAGGCAGUGGGAUAAACCAAUUACCCCCCAGUCUGGGUGGACUCCUGCCGGUGCACUGCACAGCAGCUCCCGGCCGAGCCCUCCUGGGCUCGUUCCCCAUGAGAGCCUGCUGGAAUUCCCAGAGAUGAGAAUUGUGUGGUCUCAAAAGCCUGCAGAGGCUAUAUUUUGCUUGGAAAUUUGACAUGGUGGCCCCCUGGGACAAAACAGAGGGAGGAGACUUCAAACUGGGCUUCUGUAAGAUGAAAAAAAUUUGUGGAAAGCUUUUUUGGCACCAUUUAUCAAAAUAAGCACUUUUUGCAACCUUAACCAUGUCUUACAUACAUAGACACCUCCGGGUAUACACAGAUUUUUUUGGUUUACUAGUGAUGUUUAAAAUUGAUCUAAAGCUUUUUGUGCCUGUAGCAUAAUUUGUCUAAUUUAUUGUUUAUCUAUAAUAAAAUGCACAGGAACAACAUAAA